GGCGGAGAGGGAGGCGGAGCGGGAGGUCUGGGAUCCUGCCCAGUUACGCGAGCGCUCCAGCCGCCGCAGCAGCUCUUCUGCUUUCGGAGAGCCGCCGUGUCCAAAGCCUUAACUCCAGCGAUGGCCUUUGCCAAUCUGCGGAAAGUGCUUAUCAGUGACAGCCUGGACCCUUGCUGUCGCAAGAUCCUGCAAGAUGGAGGUCUACAGGUGGUGGAGAAGCAGAAUCUCAGCAAAGAGGAGCUGAUAGCCGAGCUGCAGGACUGUGAAGGCCUCAUCGUCCGCUCUGCCACCAAGGUGACGGCAGAGGUCAUCAAUGCGGCUGAAAAGCUCCAGGUGGUAGGCAGAGCUGGCACUGGAGUAGACAACGUGGAUCUGGAGGCUGCCACCAGGAAAGGAGUGCUGGUCAUGAACACCCCCAAUGGGAACAGCCUCAGUGCCGCAGAGCUGACCUGUGGCAUGAUCAUGUGCCUGGCCAGGCAGAUUCCCCAGGCGACAGCUUCCAUGAAGGGCGGCAAAUGGGAGCGAAAGAAGUUCAUGGGAACAGAGCUGAAUGGGAAGACGCUGGGGAUUCUAGGCCUGGGAAGGAUCGGACGGGAGGUGGCCACCCGGAUGCAAGCCUUUGGGAUGAAGACUAUAGGAUAUGACCCCAUCAUUUCUCCAGAUGUCUCAGCCUCCUUCGGUGUUCAGCAGCUGUCCCUUGAAGAGAUCUGGCCUCUGUGUGACUUCAUCACGGUGCACACCCCUCUUUUGCCCUCUACCAUAGGCUUGCUGAAUGACAGCACCUUUGCCCAGUGCAAGAAAGGGGUGCGGGUGGUGAACUGCGCCCGGGGAGGGAUCGUGGAUGAAGGUGCUCUGCUCCGGGCCCUGCAGUCUGGUCAGUGUGCUGGUGCGGCACUGGACGUGUUCACGGAAGAACCACCACGAGACCGAGCCUUGGUGGACCAUGAGAACGUCAUCAGCUGCCCGCACCUGGGUGCUAGCACCAAAGAGGCCCAGAGCCGCUGUGGGGAGGAAAUCGCCAUCCAGUUUGUGGACAUGGUGAAGGGAAAGUCUCUAGCGGGGGUGGUAAAUGCACAGGCCCUUACCAGCGCCUUCUCUCCACACACCAAGCCUUGGAUUGGCCUGGCAGAAGCUCUGGGGACCCUUAUGCGUGCCUGGGCUGGAUCCCCAAAAGGGACCAUCCAGGUGAUAACACAGGGAACACCCCUGAAGAAUGCUGGAAACUGCCUAAGCCCCGCCGUCAUGGUCGGUCUCCUGAAAGAAGCUUCCAAGCAGACGGACGUGAACUUAGUCAAUGCCAAGCUGUUGGUCAACGAGGCUGGCCUCACGGUCACCACCUCCCACAACUCCUCUACUGCAGGGGAGCAAGGCAGUGACUGCAUGUUGACUGUGGCCCUGGUAGGUGCCCCCUACCAGGCUGUGGGCUCUGUCCAGGGCACCACACCUGUGCUGCAGGCACUCAAUGGAGCUGUCUUUCGGCCAGAAGUGCCUCUCCGCCGGGGAUUGCCCCUGCUCAUGUUCCAGGCCCGGCCCUCCAGCCCAGCCCUGCUGCCUACCAUGAUCGGACUCCUGGCGGAGGCUGGCGUACAGCUGCUGUCUUACCAGACCUCGAUGGUGUCGGAUGGCGAGACUUGGCAUGUCAUGGGCAUCUCCUCCCUGCUUCCCAGCCUGGAGGCAUGGAAGCAGCAUGUGACCCAGGCCUUCCAGUUCCUCUUCUAGACCUGGGCAGAUGGUCCCAACCUCUCUGCUGACCCUGUAGGACCCCAGGAACAACCAGCUAAUAAAAAGCCUG
Ochotona curzoniae (black-lipped pika) is the source of this 1792-nucleotide messenger RNA. Its product is annotated as D-3-phosphoglycerate dehydrogenase. NCBI's taxonomy places the organism in Eukaryota, Metazoa, Chordata, Mammalia, Lagomorpha, Ochotonidae. The record is from RefSeq and is a predicted model, not a curated record. Bases 121 to 1719 code for a protein of 532 amino acids. Gene Ontology annotation, molecular function: NAD binding; phosphoglycerate dehydrogenase activity. Gene Ontology annotation, biological process: L-serine biosynthetic process. The transcript is spliced from 13 exons.